This is a messenger RNA of Phanerochaete carnosa HHB-10118-sp, 432 nucleotides long. RefSeq lists its product as uncharacterized. NCBI's taxonomy places the organism in Eukaryota, Fungi, Basidiomycota, Agaricomycetes, Polyporales, Phanerochaetaceae. Bases 1 to 432 code for a protein of 143 amino acids. The transcript has 2 exons. The record is from RefSeq and is a predicted model, not a curated record.
AUGUCCCAGAGCGAUGCGCAGACCGCCGAGUGCGUCGCAAGUCAAGUCCACCCGACGAGCCGAACAAGCAGCCGCGCUCCGAGGCUUUCAGGCCACGCGGGCCUUUUGCGCUCAGCUGCGAAGAAACACGGCGAGCGGGCGAUGGCAAUUUUACAAUGCAAACACAUCGCUGCUGGUAUCGGCGUUCCCCUUCCCGAGCCCCAGGCGUCAUCCGUCGUAGAAUCUGACGAUACAGAGCGCAAGCACGGCCGCAAGUCUGCACGGGUCUGUGGCGCCUGGUGCGGCACCGUCUUCACUCUGACGAACAUCGUGGCCGAGCUGGCAGGUGCGACAGCGACGGCAUUAGCACUCGCUCUUCUGCUCAAAGUCCACGCUUUCCCUACUCUUCGAAGCCACCAUCAGGACGUCUUCGUCCUUCCUAAUUGUCGCUAA